Messenger RNA from Babesia bigemina, 1371 nucleotides. RefSeq names its product pantothenate kinase domain containing protein,putative. The transcript has 6 exons. Gene Ontology annotation, biological process: coenzyme A biosynthetic process. Bases 1 to 1371 code for a protein of 456 amino acids. Gene Ontology annotation, molecular function: ATP binding; pantothenate kinase activity. Gene Ontology annotation, cellular component: nucleus; cytosol. NCBI's taxonomy places the organism in Eukaryota, Apicomplexa, Aconoidasida, Piroplasmida, Babesiidae. The record is from RefSeq and is a predicted model, not a curated record.
AUGCCUGAUAAGAUUUUAAGCGUUCUUAAGACAACUUUGCACGACCUUCUUUUGUUACUAGAUAUAGCUUCCGCUGAGGCACAGAACCAUCAGCUCAUUGAAGAAUCUGCCCAUAAGGUGGCUCAUGACUACUAUAACUUCGCAAAUGGCGUCAUUUCCAUCCUGCAGCACAGAGUGAACGAUGCCUCCGACGUUAGUCAUGGCCUCCACCUGCCGGACAACGCAGCGAUAGGCGUACCCAGCUUGUUCACGGGGAAGGCCGCACCGAUACUACGGGACAUAUAUUCCACAUCGUGCAAGAUCAAAUGCGCUGUGGUAAAGCGUUGGACACAAUGCGAAGAUGAUUCCAGUCACCACUUGGAUGGUAGGGAAUUUUCCUUACAGGGGCAGUUGCCGCUAUUACCCUUUGCCAGUGGCCAUGCGACAUCCAAGGCACUCAAAAAACUGUCGUUAGAUAUAGGAGGCACGCUCAUCAAGAUGGCCUACUGUUGCCAGUGCAACGACUGUGACGCAUUUUCACUGGUGUAUUGCGCCCAGCAUGCGCUUCAUGAUCUGCUUCAUUGUUUGGAGCGCCACUACAACAUUGACCGGGUUUCACAUUGCGAAGUUGACCGCAACCUUCGGAGGAUGCUGCCUACAAUGAUACGGCUCGACAGUGAUUCGAACACACAAAUUAACGCUACGGGUGGAGGAGCGUACAAGUAUGCCAAACUUUUCCGGGAGCGUCUGCCUCAAUGCCAGUUUCGCCAAAUCCCCGAAAUGCCUUGCGUGGUUGGGGGUACGGAGUCAAUGCACGACGUGCACAGUUGUUUUAUAAGAUACCACUUGCGUGAAGGGUACACGCAGUUAACCAGUGCCGUUUGCUAUCCGUACCUAAUCGUGAACAUCGGAUCCGGUAUAUCGAUACUAAACGUUACUUCCAAGGGAUGCUUCGAAAGGGUAACUGGGACUAGCAUAGGCGGCGCCACUGCGCACGGGUUGACAAACACACUUUUGGGCCUGGAAACCUACGAAGACUUCCCGAUUUUGUAUGAUAAAGGCACAAAUUGCAUGGACAGCUUCUCCCCAGCGCCUCCGGAAGCCACGGCGUCGUCGGACAGGCUAAAGGCUAGCGUCGAAGACGUUGCUCGCAGCACGAGCGACAUGGUAUCGUACAACAUUGGCCAAGUGGCCUUCCUUGUAGCGAGGAGUUACGGGGUGAAUCGCAUAGUGUUUACGGGAUCGUACACCACCAAUUACCGGAUGACGAUCGACGUCGCCGCGCGUGCCGUGGCAUCGAUGGCGGAAUCUUACGAAGUGGCUCCUAUGGAUGUACUCGUAUCCGUGUGUGGGUCAUAUGCAGGUGCCUUAGGAUGUUUGCUGUCGCCAUGA